Messenger RNA from Populus trichocarpa (black cottonwood), 2730 nucleotides. RefSeq names its product serine/threonine-protein kinase 1. The record is from RefSeq and is a predicted model, not a curated record. Gene Ontology annotation, molecular function: protein kinase activity; ATP binding. Lineage: Eukaryota; Viridiplantae; Streptophyta; Magnoliopsida; Malpighiales; Salicaceae. Gene Ontology annotation, biological process: protein phosphorylation; regulation of MAPK cascade; intracellular signal transduction. The transcript has 18 exons. The coding region runs from base 52 to 2520 and encodes 822 amino acids.
UCAACGGUCAUUCCUCUCUCUCUCUCUCUCUCUCACUCCGUUUCGCACUCGAUGUGGAGAAUGGAUCAUCCAUCCCCAUCUCGCCGGACCCGCACCAGCAAAACCCCUAAUAAAUCGGAACUCUACUCUACUGUCGUAAUUCACAACUCAGACUCCGACUCUGAACCCGAAUCCAAAUCCAAAACCGACGACAACAACAUCUACGCUACAAUGCUCUAUAAAGGAGGGGGAGAAAACAACAGCAAAGACGACGACGUAGACGUAGAAGAAGAAGACGAAGAAUCUCUUCCUCCUCUCCUCAAACGCCUUCCAAAAGACUUUGGCGGUGGCGACGACGACGACGACGCUGAUUUCGGCACUAUGAUCGUCAAAGCCAGCCGCGGACGCCACCAGAACCAGUCAUGGUCGUCGUCAUCCUCGGUUGCCCCUCCAAGGAAGCCUUAUAGCGCUCCUUUCACGGAAUUUGAAAGCCGAAUCAAUGAUAUUGGAGAUAAUAGUGACGGGGAUGAUGAUGGGAGAGGGGAGUUUGGGACAUUUUUGGUGAAAUCGACGGUGGUGAGGAGGAGCGGGAGUGGUGGUGGUGGAUCAACGAUGGGGAAGGCGGUGGCAAGUAUGCAGGCGUCCGGGGAGCUAGGGUUUGGAAAGGAGCGGAAAGGGAGUGGGUUGCUAGGAGAGGAGGGUAAACAACACCAGCAGAAGCAAAGCAAAAUGUCUUCGAGUUCGAUUCCAGAGAGUGUUACUAGAGAGGAUCCCACUACUAAGUAUGAAUUGCUUAAUGAACUAGGGAAGGGGUCUUACGGGGCUGUUUACAAGGCUAGGGAUUUACGAAGUUCAGAGCUUGUUGCUAUCAAAGUCAUAUCAUUGACCGAAGGAGAGGAGGGAUAUGAAGAAAUUCGCGGUGAAAUUGAGAUGUUGCAACAAUGCAGUCAUCCAAAUGUUGUUCGAUAUCUUGGGAGCUAUCAAGGUGAAGAAUAUCUUUGGAUUGUUAUGGAGUACUGUGGGGGUGGAAGUGUUUCUGACUUGAUGAAUGUUGCUGAGGAACCUUUGGAAGAGUAUCAAAUAGCAUACAUAUGUAGAGAAGCUUUGAAGGGCCUUGCUUAUCUGCAUUCAAUUUUCAAGGUCCAUAGAGACAUUAAGGGUGGUAAUAUUUUGUUAACUGAACAAGGUGAAGUCAAGUUGGGUGAUUUUGGGGUUGCUGCACAGCUUACAAGGACCAUGUCAAAGCGUAAUACGUUUAUUGGCACUCCACAUUGGAUGGCUCCAGAAGUUAUCCAAGAAAGUCGAUACGAUGGGAAGGUGGAUGUAUGGGCUCUUGGUGUUUCUGCUAUUGAAAUGGCAGAGGGACUUCCCCCAAGAUCCACGGUGCAUCCUAUGAGGGUUUUGUUCAUGAUAUCCAUUGAGCCAGCCCCGAUGCUUGAGGAUAAAGAAAAAUGGUCUCUUGUCUUCCAUGAUUUUGUGGCGAAGUGCCUUACAAAGGAACCACGCUCACGUCCAAUGGCAUCUGAGAUGCUGAAGCACAAAUUUAUUGAUAGAUGCAAAGUUGGAGCCUCUGCAAUGUUGCCAAAGAUUGAAAAGGCCAGGCAAAUUAGGACUGCAAUGUCUCUGCAGGCGCAAAAUCUUGCUCCAGCUGAAUCAGAACCAACUGAAGGUCCACAACUGAAUGAGGUUUAUGGAGACACUGUUCCGUCAAAUCGACUUCCUAUGGUAAAUGAAGUGCAUAGCUCUUCAGAUGGUGUCGAUAUGGCCGGAGGUGACUAUGGGACUUUUGUAGUUCAUGGUGGAGAGGAAACAGAUAAGACAGGCUUACAGACUGCAUUAUAUGAUGCGGGGGGGAUCUUACAAGACCACCCAGGAAACAUAGAAGGCCUUUCAGUUAGUGGCACAGGAGGCAAAUCUGCUGACCCCUGGUUGGAUAAUGCAACAGGGGUUGCUGCAAACAAUCCUUUGGUUGGAGAAUCGCUUCCUGCAUUGCAGACAAUACAGACAUCUACUCCUGAAGUUUCUGGCUAUUCUGAGCAGAAUCUCAAGAAAAAUACCGUAUCUAAAGUACACGUUGAAGGUGGCGGCGGCCUGGGCAGUUCCACUUUGAAGAAUGAAACAGUCAGCAGAAAAGCAUUUGCAUUGCAAGAUAAGCUUUGGUCCAUAUAUGCAGCAGGUAAUACUGUGCCCAUUCCAUUUUUGCGGGCAACAGACAUAUCCCCCAUUGCUCUCUUAUCAGACAAUGUGCUUGGAGGCAUCCAGUGUGAUAAUAGUGGAACUGUAGCAGCAGAAGCACUUCAGGAGCUUUUUUCUGGUGAUGGACCAUCUAAAAAGGGCCGAAGGAUACAAAACGAGAUGCCACUUCCUCCAGGUGUUUACCAAAGACUGACUUCAAGUUCUACGCUGCUGAAUCUGGCGCAGGCUUUAGCCUACCACAAAAUGUGCUAUGAAGAGAUGCCACUCCAAGAGUUGCAAGCAACGCAAGAGAAACAAACCAUUCAAAAUCUUUGUGAUACUCUUCGAACUAUCCUCCGACUCUAGACAAGUCGCAUGUAUGUAAAUGAGUGCUUUUUCUUCCCCAUUCAUCUGCCCCUUGCUCUUUUUAAGCAAUGCUGUGAUUUGUUUGUAAUUCUCUUAAGAGGCAAAAAUUCGGGUGUCAGAGGGGACAGUUUUGUGCUUUUAUUUUUUUAUCUGCUGCCACUGUAUAUUACAUGGUUAAUAGGUAGAAAAAUAAGUUAGUAUAUUUUCUCA